Messenger RNA from Motacilla alba alba, 2952 nucleotides. RefSeq names its product thyrotropin releasing hormone receptor (gene TRHR). Gene Ontology annotation, cellular component: membrane. Gene Ontology annotation, molecular function: thyrotropin-releasing hormone receptor activity. Lineage: Eukaryota; Metazoa; Chordata; Aves; Passeriformes; Motacillidae. The record is from RefSeq and is a predicted model, not a curated record. Gene Ontology annotation, biological process: phospholipase C-activating G protein-coupled receptor signaling pathway. The transcript has 3 exons. The coding region runs from base 431 to 1612 and encodes 393 amino acids.
CGUCCCGCUGCUGUCUCCACCCUCGGGGCGCGGCGGCUCCUCCCGGCAAGCGGCGGCGCUCGGCCCGGGCGGCAGCUGCCGAGCAGGGGCUGCGCUCCCCUGCCGCUGCAGGCAGAGACUCCCCCCUGCACGGGCUGGGCUUCCCUGAAUGCCUCAGACCAGCUGUGAGGAAACAGCCUUUCAGCCUGUGCAAGUGAGCUGGGGCCUCAGAGGGAUUAACCCGUCUGAUAGUUGACUUUACAAAGACUGAAAGUCCAGGUGCUGUAGGGGGAGUGGAGGACGGUACAGGAAUGGGACUGUGAGUGCAUGGAGAACGUGUUCUGGGGCUGCAGCUCACCCACGCUCUGCUCCAGUGACCCUUUUGCAGGGGACCAUGGAGAGCAGGUGCUGAGAUCGAGUGCUUGGCAGAAGCAGCAGUGGGCUGGUGAAGAUGGAGAAUGGCACAGGAGAUGAGCAGAACCAGACUGGGCUGCCACUAUCAAGCCAGGAGAUCAUUACAGCUGAAUACCAAGUGGUCACCAUCCUCUUGGUCCUCCUCAUCUGCGGGCUGGGCAUCGUGGGCAACGUCAUGGUGGUUUUGGUGGUCCUCAGAACCAAGCACAUGAGAACUCCCACUAACUGCUAUCUGGUGAGUCUGGCCAUGGCAGAUCUCAUGGUGCUUGUGGCUGCAGGACUCCCCAAUAUCACAGAGAGCCUGUACAGAUCCUGGGUGUACGGCUAUGCCGGGUGUCUCUGCAUCACUUAUCUCCAGUACCUGGGAAUCAACGCUUCUUCUUUUUCCAUCGCUGCCUUCACCAUUGAGAGGUACAUAGCCAUCUGCCACCCAAUCAAAGCUCAAUUCCUAUGCACUUUUUCAAGAGCCAAAAAGAUCAUUGUUUUUGUUUGGGCUUUCACCUCCAUGUACUGUAUGCUCUGGUUUUUCUUGCUAGACCUUAAUACAGUAGCCUACAAAGAGACCACUGUGGUGUCCUGUGGCUACAAGGUCUCCAGGAGCUAUUACUCUCCUAUCUACAUGAUGGACUUUGGUAUAUUUUAUGUUGUGCCAAUGGUAUUGGCAACCGUCCUCUAUGGCCUGAUUGCUAGAAUACUGUUCCUGAACCCCAUCCCUUCAGACCCAAAAGAAAACUCUAAGACCUGGAGGAAUGAUGUGGCUCACCAAAGCAAGCCUGUGAAUUCCAAGAUGACUAACAGGAGUUUCAAUAGCACUAUUGCUUCUCGAAGGCAGGUUACCAAGAUGCUGGCUGUGGUUGUGAUCCUAUUUGCAUUCCUAUGGAUGCCCUACCGCACCCUGGUUGUUGUCAAUUCCUUUCUUUCCAGACCCUUCCAAGAAAACUGGUUCCUGCUAUUUUGCAGAAUCUGUAUUUAUUUAAAUAGUGCUAUCAAUCCUGUAAUUUACAAUCUCAUGUCCCAGAAAUUCAGAGCAGCCUUCAGGAAACUGUGCAACUACCAGCAGAAACAGGAGAAGAAACCUGCCAGUUACAGCAUGGCCCUAAAUUAUAAUGUCAUCAAGGAUUCUGAUCAUUUCAGCACUGAGCUAGAAGAUAUUACCAAUACCUACCUGUCCUCUGCAAAACUGUCCAUGGGUGAUACCUGUUUGUCAUCCAAGGCCUGAGGCCCACCUGUUCUGAGUGUGCAGCCAUGCAGGACGUUUGGAUGCUCUGUUCCCACCAGCUGUAUGAAUUGUAAGGACAUUUCUGCUCACAGAAUUGCAGAAGCUACCAUAAAUCUUUUCAUACCUGUCUGUGCCCUACAAGAAAAUGCAGCAUCUUGGGGAGUGAAAAGAGUGUGUUAUUGAGGCUAACUGAAUGAAGUACUUAAUACAACCUAACUUCAGCCAGGUGAGUUGGCUCCAGGAGAAUGCCUAAAUCUUUCUUCCCAUUGCCUGGCUGAAGAGUGGUCUGUGAUCUCAGAAUGAGCAAGGCUUGCCAGGACAUGUCCAUGGACACAGAGUGGGGCAGGGGAUGGUAGGGGCAGUACCUGGGGGACCUUCCAACAGUACCUGGGCAGUACCUGGGGGACCUUCCAACAGCAGCCAAAAUUGCUGCUGAUAGCAGUAAUUACCUGCCAGUGACUCCCUCACCCCACAUCAGUGCAAAUCUCAUUGCAGCCAUCCCAGCACGCUUCAUUAAACAAGUGUCUGAUGGCAAAAAGCACAAAAUCUUUUUUUCCCUUGGUUUAUUUUUAUCUUGAGCAGCGUGGCAUAGGAAGACUAUUCAAUGAAUUUGCAGCAGGGAAGAAACAAAUUAAAAAGUCAGUAAGAAGCAUUUAAAAUAUCUUGUUUUUUUCAGCAAUCAGGUUUAUAGAUGUACCGCUUUAAAUGUAAGUCUCAGCUAUUGCUGAAUCCUGUUGGAAAUUGACUUGUAUUGAAGAGUAUGUAACAGGCUUUUAACACCUCCUUUUAUCUUGGUUCAAUAGCAAUUGUAUCUAAGAGCACUAGAAGGAGUUUAGAGCUUUAAUAUUAAUAAUAUCUAGGAAAAUGAGGAAAAUUCAGAGAAAAAUGACACUUUUUAAAUGUUUAAAUGUUUAAUGUUUUUAAAGUUUGUCUGUUAGAAUACUUUAGGACAUAAAGUGUUGUUAGAGGAAAAGUCAUCAUGGCUUUUUACUUGUCAGCAUAGCCCCCUCCCUGCUCUUCCCACACAGGCCCAUGAUAAGCAGCCUGGGACCAUAGUCUCCCUGAUGUAGCUACAGACAAAAUAUCAUGUCUUGCUUUGGCUCUGCUCUAGACCAGCUCUCAUUCUUGCUAGAAGUUAAUUUUCUCACUUCUGUGCUGCAGAAGCCCAGGAAAGUGCCUGUGUAUUCCUGUGUGUCUUGAACAUUUUGCACAGCUUUGUACAUGACAUUCUAAAACCUGUAAAAAAUCUGAUUCACAGAAUCACAGAAUAGGCUGAUUUGGAAGGCACCCAGAAGGUUCAUCGAGUCCAGCACCCUGCCCUGCCCAGCCCCAUCCCCAAG